AUGCGAACGAACGGCACUCCGAUCGGCCGCAGUGGAAGCCUCUCCGACCAUGACCUAGGGGAAAAAGACCAUCGGGCUUGUGUGCUGCCACAGCUAGUUGGACUCAUGCCAGCCUCAGUCAUGUUCAAGAAAUCCAAGAAGCCGGGGAAGACGUUCCCCGUCCGCGUCACCACCAUGGACGCCGAGCUUCACUUUGAUCUCCCCUGGAAAUCAACCGGACAGGAGCUCUUCGACCUGGUGUGCCGGACGAUCGGACUCCGAGAGACGUGGUACUUUGGCCUCCAGUACCAGGACUCGAAACAGUAUGAAGCCUGGCUCAAGAUGGAUAAGAAAGUGCUUUCCCAAGACAUCCCUCGGGGAGCAUACCCGGUGUCAUUGAUGUUCCUGGCACAGUACUACCCGGAGGAUGUGUCGGAGGAGCUGGUGCAGGAGAUCACCCAGCACCUCUUCUUCCUCCAAGUGAAACAGGCCAUCCUCAACAUGGAUAUCUACUGUCCCCCUGAAGCUUCUGUCCUCCUUGCCUCCUAUGCAGUGCAGGCCAAGUACGGCGACUACGACGAGGCGACGUACCAGCCGGGGCUGCUGGCGAGCGAGGACCUACUCCCGAAGCGAGUCAUCGACCAAUACCAGAUGACCCCGACGAUGUGGGAGGACCGCAUCAAGGUGUGGUACGCCGACCACAGGGGCAUGACCCGCGACGAGGCCGAGAUGGAGUACCUCAAGAUCGCUCAGGACCUUGACAUGUGUGGUGUCAACUACUUCCCCAUUGAGAACAAGAAAAGGACAGAGCUGUGGCUCGGUGUGACCGCCCUGGGGAUCUACAUCUACGACAAGGAGAACAAGCUGGCCCCCAAGAUCUCCUUCCCCUGGUCCGAGAUCCGGAACAUCAGCUUCAACGACAAGAAGUUCACCAUCAAGCCGGUCGACAAGACCGCCCCCAGCCUCCCCUUCUUCUCGCAGAAUCUCCGCAUGAAUCAGCUGAUCCUGGAACUCUGCAUCGGGAACCACAGCCGGUUCAUGCGCCGCAGAAAGCCCGACUCGAUGGAGGUGCAGCAGAUGAAGGCUCAGGCCAAGGAGGAGAAGCUGCGGCGGCAGAUGGAGCGCAGCAAGUUGGCCCGCGAGAAGGACCUCCGCGAGGAACUGGAGCGCCAGAAGUCCGAGCUGGAGCGUCGUCUGUAUCAGUACCAGGAGGAGGCACGGCUCGCCAACGAGGCCCUCAGGCGGUCGGAGGAGACGGCGGAGCUGCUGGCAGAGAAGUCUCGUGUGGCUGAGGAGGAGGCUGCACUUCUCACACAGAAGGCCGCUGAGGCUGAGGCAGAAGUCAAGCGCAUCAAAAUUCGAGCCAUCAAGACCGAGGAGGAGCGGAUGGUGAUGGAGAGGAAGGUGCGCGAUGCCGAGCUGCUGGCAGCUCGAUGCAUGGAAGAGAGCGAGCGGAGGGCGACAGAGGCAGCCAGGCUCCACGACGACCUGCAGCGGGCCAAGGACGCCGAGAAACAGGCCAAGGAUCGCCUGCUUGAUGUCCUGCGAAACUCCUACUCCUCCAACCCAUCCCUCUCGCUCUCCCCACACCCUCAGUCUUCUCCGACCCUCAAUAUGAAUGGGAGCAUGGAGCUGGAAGGGACUUCCCUUCGCCUGAGCGAAGACUCCUCGACCCACUAUGACCUCAUUGCGGAUGGGGACAUGGAGCAGCUUUCCCUGGAAAUUGAGAAAGAAAGGGUGGAGUACUUAGAGAAGAGUCAGCACUUGCAGGCACAACUGAGGGACCUCAAGUCAGAGAUCGAUCUGCUCAAGGUGGAAGACAGGCGGACUCUCCUCGAUCAGCUCCACGAGGAGCAAGUCCUCAAUGGAGAGAACAAAUACUCCACGCUCAGAAAGACUACCCUGCAAGUAGCCUUCCGUAUCGGCCUCUGCACCCGAGCAGACGGGUCGACGGUCGCUGUUGCCGACGCUCGAGCACGGCUCCGACCCAUCGAUGCUUCCUCUGGAACGUAUCGCACAACUCGACUCACUUCCCUCUUGAAGCUCUAUCACUUAGAGAGGAUACGUGAUGCCGAGCAGCUUGCUUGUGAUGAGUCUGUUUCAUGA
Messenger RNA from Darwinula stevensoni, 2085 nucleotides. Lineage: Eukaryota; Metazoa; Arthropoda; Ostracoda; Podocopida; Darwinulidae. The record is from the annotation of a GenBank genome assembly.